AUGGCUCAUCAAUGUAAUGAUUCUAGUCACUCUCAUGGUGUUGACGAUGGAAUUGAAUAUUCAUUAAAUAGAUAUUUAGAUACAGGAACAAUUACAUGUUUAAAUGAAAAAGUUAAAGGUUCAGUUAGACAUAUUUUUAAAUCAUGGGAAGAUAGACAUGACCUUAAACAUUUUGUUGAAAGUUGUGACGAUGAAGAAUUAAUUAUAAAUAUUCCAUUUGGUGCAGUAACACAAAUUAAAUCAAUAAUAAUUAUUGGUGGCGAUGGUGGUUCUUCACCAAAUAAAAUGAAAGCAUAUAUUAAUAAUAGUAAUAUUGACUUUGGUAAUAUUAAUUCAUUUGCAUGUACUCAAGAAUGGAAUUUACAUGAAGAUUUUGAAGGUCAAAUUGGUUAUAGUACAAAACCAACAAAAUUCAAUAAUAUAAAUCAUCUUACACUUUAUUUUCCAUCAAAUUUUGGUUCGCCAACUACCAAAAUUUAUUUCAUUGCAUUAAAAGGUGUAUACACAAGUGCUAAAAGAGAAAUUGUAAAUACUGUAUAUGAAUCAAAACCACAAUUACAAGAUCAUAAAUCUGAUAUUUUCAAUGGUGUAUCUCAUGACCUUUCUUAA
This is a messenger RNA of Dictyostelium discoideum AX4, 609 nucleotides long. RefSeq names its product UPF0424 family protein. Lineage: Eukaryota; Evosea; Eumycetozoa; Dictyosteliales; Dictyosteliaceae. The transcript has 3 exons. The record is from RefSeq and is a predicted model, not a curated record. Gene Ontology annotation, cellular component: cytoplasm. The coding region runs from base 1 to 609 and encodes 202 amino acids.